AUGCAGAAGUUGUUCCUUUCGUUCUGCGGGAGUCAAACUGAUGACAAAAUGAGAAUCUUCUCAGAAAAUGUAAAUCUUUGAAAACUCUCUCAACUAGAUUUACUAAUUGGUGUCGGAACUAACUUUGUGAUCGUCAUGAGUUCAAUCAGCCUUCACACCCUCCUGGGUCGAGGAAGUGUGGGUGUGGCCUCCCAGUUAAAGCUGCUCGGUGGAUUCACCACUUGUCCUUCUGCUUCGGGUGUUGGACCGUAUUUGCCGGUGUCGUCGUCGUCGAGGGAUGGUUAUCUUGGGGGCGUGGGUGGUUCUCGAGGUGUGGCUACCUCUCCCGUCAUGCUGGGAAAGAGAAACUUUCGCAAGUUCCAUUUGGGGAAUAAAAGAGGAACAAAGAUAUUUAGAGAAAAGAGAAAUGCCGGAUUAUACCCCGACAUCCCGGUGGAAACUGAAGUACGGGACACAGGAUUUAAAUACGGACAAAGGCAUCACCUCGUUCCAGAACUCAUACCUGAAUUCAUUGUGCCUGAUCUUACAAAUUGCCAGUUAAAACCAUACGUCUCCUACCGUGCUGGACAAACUUACCAGGAACCUUUCACACCUGAAGAUCUCUUCCAACACGUCUACUUUAACAAGAUGGACAAAGAUUAUCAAGAGGGUCUCCUUGAUGAACAAGGCAACUCUAAACAACCGUCCCCAGAAGAAGAUAUGACGGCUGAUGAUGCCUGGAAGAUGGCGAGAAUGACUGGCAGCGAUAUUUUUUCGGAACGGAUUCCUCGCAAUUGGGAAUGUCUGGAGAUAGACUUGGUUCAAUGGCGAAAGGAACGACAAGCAAAACACGGACUCGGGCAUUUUGCAGAUUUUAUGAAAGAACCGUACAGCCCAGAAAUGUUGCUCAAAGAAAAUGACAUUUACGAAGGAAAGGACGAGAAGAAGACAGACGACGUCUCGAGACCUGCUGCCGAGUCUUCCACACCAACAACGCCAUCACAUAUAAAAAAGAAAAGUGCUGUCGGAAAUUAGCCUUAAGAAAAGAUCAAUCAAUCAAGUCAUACGUUUUAUAAACAUUUAUUGCCCCACCCAGUCAACGUCAAAAAGUAAAAGUAUGAAGCACUAUUUGUUAUAUAUUCAAA
This is a messenger RNA of Folsomia candida, 1124 nucleotides long. It is a transcript of the gene mRpL41, whose product is annotated as 39S ribosomal protein L41, mitochondrial. The coding region runs from base 136 to 1014 and encodes 292 amino acids. Gene Ontology annotation, cellular component: mitochondrial large ribosomal subunit. The transcript has 4 exons. Gene Ontology annotation, molecular function: structural constituent of ribosome. NCBI's taxonomy places the organism in Eukaryota, Metazoa, Arthropoda, Collembola, Entomobryomorpha, Isotomidae. The record is from RefSeq and is a predicted model, not a curated record.